AUGGCUUCCGCAGACGCGCAUCCUCACCUUCACCAGGCUCACUUUGCGCCACAGAAGCUCUCGCGCUAUCGAUCUGUCCGGGCCUCGCAUCCUUCUUCUGGUCCUGGUGCUGCUUCUACUUCUCCUGCUGCUCACCAGGUACCGGUACCAGGCGCAGGGCAGCAUGUCUCCUCCAUCAGCCGCAGCAUGUCGCGGUACAGAAAGACUACAAACAACAACAGCAGCCAUGGAGUGCCGCCGCCGCCUCUCCCGCUGCCGGCCCAGCUCGAGUCCCAGCGCAACAGCUACGACCUCUCCUACGACCCUUACGACCCUUACGACCCCAGCGACCCCCAGGAUGGCUCCUCGCCCGUGGCCAGUCGACGGGUCUCCGUGCAGCAGAGCACCGCCAGGCCCUUGACUGCCUCUGCGUCUGCGGCAAGACGCUCGCUCGACCGCAACUCGGCCAAGCGCCACUCGUACUCCCAGCAGAACCAGCAGUUCUUCGACGGCAGAGACAGCUAUGAACGGCCCUCUCCUGCUCCCGCCACGACGUCGGGACCUUACUUCGUGGUCGAGCCUGGCAUGGGACCAAACACCUUUGACGACAGCUACGAGACGAUGCCGCCUCCUCACCGUGCCCCCACGACCAAGAAGAGCAAGGGGAGGUUGUUGAAGGAGAAAGGAGGUGGCUUGCUGGGCAGGUUCAAGAGCGAAGAGCGUCACAAGAAGCCCAAAGACAAGAAGACCACUUCUGCUGCUGCUGAGAAUGUCAACAUGGCUGGAGUCGACGCUCCUGUCUCUGCGGUCAACGCGGGCGAGCGAAAGGUGACGGUGACCUGCAACGACUCCUCCGUCACCUUGCCCGUCACUCCCUCCACUCUAGCCCAGGAUCUCAUCCACUCUGCUGCCAACACUCUCGACGAAGACAUCUUCCCUGACGCCGCCAUCAUCGUCGAGUCCUUCUCCCAGCUCAACCUCGAGCGUCCCCUGCGCAAGUACGAGCCCGUCCGCGACGUCCUCAACUCGUGGAAUACAGAUGCUCAAAACAUCCUCAAGAUCAUCCCGGACCCAGACCCAAACAUCUUGCCUGCUCUCCUUGCCAAAUCUGCUCCCAAGAGACAGCCGCCAGAUGUGUCCUUUAACCUCUACCACUGCCAGCGCACGGGCAAAUGGGACAGACGAUGGGUCACCCUGCGCACUGAUGGACAAGUCACGGUCUCUAAGAAGCAAGGCAGCGCAGAUAUCACUAAUAUCUGCCACAUCUCUGACUUUGAUAUCUACACGCCCACUAGAAGGGAGUAUAAGCGUCUCAAACCACCAAAGCCACUUUGUUUUGCCAUAAAGAGCCAGCAGAAGUCAGCCAUGUUCUUGUCUACUGAGAACUUUGUGCAUUACUUCUGCACCAAGCAUGAAGAGGUCGGUGGUGCAUGGCACAACGCCGUGCAGGAGUGGAGGAGCUGGUACCUGGUGCAUGUCAUGGGCGAAGGAUCCAAAAAGAAGCAACAACCUGUCCCUGUCCCUGUCCCUGAAGUAGAUGAUGAUACCCCUUACCUUGGAUCACUGUCCCUCGAUCAUAAUAUCGAUGACGAUACAUACGACCAGCCACCUGGUAAACGCUCUCGACCUCCGUCCUACAACCAACAUAUAGCUCCUGCCGGGCCCUUGGUCAACCAGGCAGUCAACAAGGAGCCCGUCAAGCUCAAACGAAGCAAAAGCAAGUCUACCUCCAAGAAGAAAGUGACCACCACGACGACAGAUGACAGUCUAAGCGAGGAACAGCCCUUUGCUCCCUCGGGCCUGCUGGGACGCACCUACACCCAACGACACAAGGCCAUGGUCGACCGUGAAAAGGAACAGCAGGCAGUUCCCGACGAAGGUCCAUUCAUCUCAACCGGCUUGCUCUCCAACGUCCGCCACGGCCAGAGCCAGCACUACCAAGGUCCAUCCUCACACUUAUCAAACCACUUCCCAGACCAACCACUACAGCAGCACCAACAGCACCAACACCAACACUACCACUCUACCGGCCGCUCCAACACCAUGACUGCCCCCGCCGACCCCAGACCAACAACCACUUCCUCCCGCUCCAAGUCCACCCGCCACCCUCCCAAGCCCCUCAUAGACCUCACCCCAACAUACAAGGAACCACCCCAGCACGCCCGCAAGGGCCGCGGCGUAGCUCCCAUCCAAGGCCAACCACUCGUCGAAUCCGCCACAGGCCCCGACCUCCAUCCAAACGCCAUCGUCGUGCCCCCCUCAACCACCUGGCGCAAACCACGCACCUCAGACCCCUCCCGCCAUCGCUCAACAAGACAGCCUAAAGCCGCUGGUGCUGCCGGUGGUGCCGGAGGUGGUCCGCUCGUCGAUCUUGCCGCUGACCCACACGGCCACAGCCACAUGUCGAUGCCCGGCUCGUUCCCCUUCGCGCCCACAGGUCUGGUAGCGCAGAGUCAGAAGCUGACUGUCUCGCAGGGAGCGUCGAGUAAGGGUCGAGGCGUCGCGACUGGUGAUAGGAAGAAGAUGGGAAAGCCGUUGUUGGAUAUGAGUCAGGUGCCUAUGCCUGCUCACUACCAGCAUCCGCAAGCUGAUUCGGAUUAG
This is a messenger RNA of Nannizzia gypsea CBS 118893, 2580 nucleotides long. RefSeq lists its product as hypothetical. The record is from RefSeq and is a predicted model, not a curated record. The coding region runs from base 1 to 2580 and encodes 859 amino acids. The transcript has a single exon. Lineage: Eukaryota; Fungi; Ascomycota; Eurotiomycetes; Onygenales; Arthrodermataceae.